Molecule: messenger RNA, 1915 nt
Organism: Ziziphus jujuba (common jujube)
Lineage: Eukaryota; Viridiplantae; Streptophyta; Magnoliopsida; Rosales; Rhamnaceae
Product: cytochrome P450 86B1
Exons: 1
Coding region: 244-1809 (521 amino acids)
Molecular function (GO): iron ion binding; heme binding; oxidoreductase activity, acting on paired donors, with incorporation or reduction of molecular oxygen
Source: RefSeq, a predicted model, not a curated record
UUCAAUGUCGGUCAAAGAAACUGGUGUACCUUCAUUAAUUCCUUUAAUACUAUCAAACUUUUGCUUCAAUGUUGCUAUAUAUAGUAAACCAGGCAUAUCUCACUCAUGAAUUACCAUCAGUACUUGCAUAUCAUUCAUGCUUCACCACGCAUUAAUAUAUAAUGCAUAAAGCUUCAUGUACAAAUAUGCUCUUUUUCAAAUUAUACAAAAUAUAUAUCAGAAAAAAGAGAAAGAAUUAGAAAUAUGCUUGUUUUCAUUUCACUACUAAACCAGGUACUGUAUGAAUACCUUUGUUUCUGUGACAUGGUUUUUGCCCUGUUGGGACUAUUCCUCUUUAGCUGUUUGCUUCAAAGAGUGACAAACAGAUCAUGCCCAAUGCUGUGGCCAGUGAUGGGGAUCAUACCUUCCAUAUUCUUCCAUGUCAAUCACAUCUAUGAUUGGGUCACCAUGGCCUUCAUCAGAGCUGGAGGUACUUUUCCCUACAGAGGAAUGUGGAUGGGAAAUGCCCAUGGAAUCCUAACCGUUGAUCCUUCCAACAUCGAAUAUAUGCUCAAAACAAGAUUCGAAAACUUCCCUAAAGGUAAAUAUUUCAGGGAUAGAUUUCAUGAUUUGCUUGGAGAUGGCAUUUUUAAUGCGGACAGCCAAUUGUGGAAAGAACAGAGGAGAUUAGCAACAAUAGAGAUGCAUUCCAACAGGUUUGUCAAACACUCACUUAAAACUAUGGAAGAUUUGGUGCAGAACAAGCUCAUCAAGUUGCUUGACGUGGUGGCUGAGUCAGGGGAGAAGCUUGAUCUGCAAGAAAUGCUUCUCCGUUUCACUUUCGACAACAUUUGCACCGCUGCUCUUGGUGUAGAUCCUGGUUGCUUGGGACUCAAUCUACCUCAAGUUCCAUUUGCUAAAGCUUUUGAAGAAGCAGCUGAAUUGACUCUCAUCAGAUUCCUCGUUCCACCUUUUGUGUGGAAACCAAUGAAGCUUUUCGGAUUAGGAUACGAAAAGCGGCUCAAAGAUGCGAUUGCAGUCACAAAUGAUUUUGCUGGAAAGACGGUGAGAGAUCGAAGAAAUGAAUUGGACAAGCAUGGAAACUUAAAUGGUCGAUCUGAUCUUUUAUCAAGGCUUAUUGAAAUUGAACAGAAUGAUUGCUUUUCGGAUAAGUUUCUGAGAGAUUUCUGCAUAAGUUUGAUUCUAGCAGGGCGUGACACUAGCUCGGUUGGACUGGCAUGGUUUUUCUGGCUGGUUCAGAAAAAUCCAGAGGUUGAAAGAAAAAUCCUCAUGGAGAUCAAUGAAGUUCUUCGUUGUCGCAGCGAUGACAACGAAGAAGAAGUGUUUACACUAGAAGAACUAAAGAAAAUGGUGUAUCUUCAAGCUGCAAUUUCAGAGUCACUAAGGCUGUACCCACCAGUUCCAAUUGACAUGAAAGAAGUUAUAGAAGAUGAUGUUUUUCCUGAUGGUUCUGUGGUGAAAAAGGGUGCUCGAGUUCUCUACUGCAUUUUUUCGAUGGCUCGAAUGGAAUCGAUAUGGGGAAAAGAUUGCUUGGAGUUCAAGCCUGAAAGGUGGAUUGAAAAUGGACAGUUUUCAAGUCAAAACCAAUUUAAAUAUGCAGUUUUCAAUGGAGGUCCGAGGCUUUGUGUGGGAAAGACAUUUGCUUACAUGCAGAUGAAAAUGGUGUCAGCUUCAAUAUUGCAGAGGUAUCAAUUUGAGGUUGUGAACAGUCAUGAGGUGGUUCCAAAGUUGACAACUACACUCUACCUGAAGAAUGGUUUGGUGGUGAAUCUCAAGCCUAGGUUGGUGGCCAUGAACUCAACCACAUAGUAUAGUAUCCUAUACAUAUUUGUAUCUUCGUUUGCUUUGAGAAUUAAUAAUAUUAAAGUGGCAUACUUUAUUGAUUAACUCUGUAGAAUAUGUUUGCUUAAAAAUA